Molecule: messenger RNA, 2496 nt
Organism: Amphibalanus amphitrite
Lineage: Eukaryota; Metazoa; Arthropoda; Thecostraca; Balanomorpha; Balanidae
Gene: AP-2mu
Product: AP-2 complex subunit mu
Exons: 11
Coding region: 235-1533 (432 amino acids)
Biological process (GO): intracellular protein transport; clathrin-dependent endocytosis
Cellular component (GO): cytoplasmic vesicle; AP-2 adaptor complex
Molecular function (GO): clathrin-cargo adaptor activity
Source: RefSeq, a predicted model, not a curated record
ACGUGACAUUUAACACAACCUAGAUAAGGGGCGGAUUCUUUCUGCCAAUUUAGACACUUCUGGCGCAGGAAAAAUUUCAGCGAGUUGGUACUUUUGAUAUUAGAUGUAUCCAGAUCAAAGGAACUCAAGCUACUGCGACUAGAAACUGAAGCCAAGUUGAAGUCUCGGGGAGGUCUGCUGUGACGGCCGACUGGUGCGGCGGCGCGGCGUCCCCGCACCCCCGACCCAACAGCCAUGAUCGGUGGUCUGUUCAUCUACAACCACAAGGGCGAGGUGCUCAUCUCGCGCGUCUACCGCGACGACAUAGGCCGAAAUGCCGUCGACGCGUUCCGCGUCAACGUCAUCCACGCACGACAACAGGUGCGCUCGCCCGUCACCAAUAUCGCCCGCACCUCCUUCUUCCACAUCAAGCGGGCCAACAUCUGGCUGGCAGCAGUCACCAAACAGAAUGUCAACGCCGCCAUGGUGUUUGAGUUUCUGCUCAAGAUGAUCGAGGUCAUGCAGUCCUACUUCGGCAAGGUGUCCGAGGAGAACAUCAAGAACAACUUCGUGCUCAUCUACGAGCUUCUGGACGAGAUCCUCGACUACGGCUACCCGCAGAACACGGACACGGGUAUCCUGAAGACGUUCAUCACUCAGACGGGCGUCAAGUCGGCCAGCAAGGAGGAGCAGGCCAUGAUCACCUCGCAGGUGACUGGCCAGAUCGGAUGGCGCCGCGAGGGCAUCAAGUACCGACGCAACGAGCUGUUCUUGGACGUGCUGGAGUAUGUCAACCUGCUGAUGUCGCCUCAGGGUCAGGUACUGUCGGCUCACGUGGCCGGAAAGGUGGUCAUGAAGUCAUACCUCUCAGGGAUGCCCGAAUGCAAGUUCGGCAUCAACGAUAAGAUUCUCAUGGAAGCCAAAAAGGGCGCCGGUGACGACGCUACCCGCUCGGGCCGCACCAGUAUCGCCAUCGACGACUGCCAGUUCCACCAGUGCGUCAAGCUGACCAAGUUCGAGACGGAGCACGCCAUCAGCUUCAUCCCGCCAGACGGCGAGUACGAACUGAUGCGCUACCGCACCACCAAGGAUAUCUCGCUGCCCUUCAGGGUCAUACCGCUCGUCUGUGAGGCCGGCAGGACCAAAAUGGAGGUCAAGGUGGUGAUCAAGUCCAACUUCAAGCCGUCGCUGCUGGCACAGAAGAUCGAGGUGCGCAUUCCGACUCCGCUCAACACGUCAGGCGUGCAGCUCAUCUGCAUGAAGGGAAAGGCCAAGUACAAGGCCUCCGAGAACGCCAUCGUAUGGAAGAUCAAACGGAUGGGCGGCAUGAAGGAGUCUCAGAUCUCAGCCGAGGUUGAGCUCCUGCAGACAGACAACAAACGCAAGUGGACCCGGCCGCCCAUCUCCAUGAACUUCGAGGUGCCGUUCGCGCCCUCCGGCUUCAAGGUGCGCUAUCUGAAGGUGUUCGAGUCGAAGCUCAACUACUCGGAUCAUGACGUCAUCAAAUGGGUGCGCUACAUCGGCCGCAGCGGCCUGUACGAAACGCGCUGCUAGCGCAGACAGCUGACGGCGAACACGCGUCACAAGCCUGCCCGGCGAGAGAGCGGGAGGACGGAGAGAGUGAGGAGAGGAGGGAGAGGGAGGAGAGGUGCUGAGGAGAGGAGCGCCCUCUGUGGUGCGCGCGGCGGAAACUGGGAACGGUGAGCGCUUCCAGCGAGCGAACAAUUGUUUUUCUUUCUGUUUAGCGGAGACUUUAUUAUGCCCGGAGGGCACGACAGUUCGAAUAAGUAUGAAAGAAUCGAGUCUUCGACACCAUUACAUUGUUACGCUCCGGUACGGUUCGAAGGCCCGCCCAGCACGCUGCUGGAUUAGCUAUUGACAAGGAAGAGAUAUUAUGCGUUGUCAAUUUGUAUAUCUUUUCGGGCCAACUGCACUUGGUUUCCCUACCUACUUAAUGCGUAUAUAUGACGGCACACGCGGGGUGUCAGACUUUGGUUUGGUGGACACGAAACAGGCUCGCGGGAUAAGCUUGCUUGGGAUAUCGCGAGAGCAUCGGACACAACAUUCCUGGCGCGCGCGCGCUCCGGCUCCGCCCGGACCGGCGCGCCGUCUCUUUAGAUCUGCCGCUGUGCUGUUAGCCGCGUGCCGCGCCGGCCGAGCGACUGCUGCGCCCCGCGCCGUCGGACGAGCGUGGGGGCGACCCACUGCCGCCGCCAUAAUAAGACAGUCCGUCGCGCAUUCCCGUCGCGGUGUGGUGUGUCGUUAGGUGGCCCGGCCGCCCCCGCGCGGGGCGGACCGCUCGCUAGCAUCGUACGUUCGUCGCUGGUUGUUAAUCUGUCUGGUGUGUCGGCUCGUCGCCCCGUAUCUGUAUCUGUAUCAGCUGUCCGCCUGUGGUAUCUAUCCCUGUGUAACUGUGCUCAGUAGCUUCCCCCGCCCCGGCUCUCUAGGCCGACCCGAGAGGUAAUCACGUGUUUAGCCGCCGCGGCGCCUCAAUCAAUACACGGCUUCGUAGUCUGA